AAAAAGUCGACCUAACAACCUACGAAUUACUAUAAUUCAGCCAGAUAUCAUCACAUCCCGGUGGACUCAUGUGGUCUGUUUCGAAGUGAGCUGCGCUCUGCACCGCUUCGUCGGAUCCCCCAGGCUUCGACUCCGUCCCGCCAAUCUGGUGCUCGUGGGAGAUCACAAGCAGCUUCCACCCACGUCCAUGGUCCAGCCACAGAUCUUGGAGGGCACGGGGCACACACGCUCGUUGCUGGAGCGGUGCGUCUUGGCCUCCGGAAGGGUGCACCAGCUACGAGAGCAGUACCGCAUGCAUCCUCGAAUCGCUGGCCUGGUGAGUGAGCGUUUCUAUGCCGGGCGUUUGUUGACCCCGGCCAGCGUCACCCAGGAGCGCCAAGCACAGGAGCACCGGCCCUUGCUGUGGAUGGACGUGCAAGGCCGCGAAGAGGCGCCGAACAAGUCUUACCUGAACCGUGCUGAGGUCAGCGCUUGUGUGCGCGUGGCGACGCGACUCCGAGAGCGGAUCGGGAUGGAGCCUUCGGUGGCAUUGCUGACCUUCUACAAAGGACAGUUGGAAGAGCUCAUGAAGGCCGUUCCCAACGACCUGGACGUUGAGGUGCUCACCGUGGAUGCCUGUCAGGGUAGCGAGUUCGACUUCGUGAUCUUGAGCACCGUACGAGCCAAUCGUGAACUUCGUUUGGGCUUCGUAAAGGAUGCCCAGCGGAUUUGUGUGGCCACAUCACGAUCCAGGCUGCAAUUGUUUGUGGUGGGCCAUCGGCAAACCUUAAGUGGCGACGGCGACUGGCGCAAGGUGGCCGAGGCUUGCACCACCCCAAAGCCUGAUGAGGUGCAGCCGCAAGGGGCGCUCCCGGAGCGUUUCGUCUCGGUCUUCGAUGCCUUGAGACGGGCGAAGGAGCAAGAGGCGGAGCAGAAAGCACUACAAGCCAUGGAGGAGCAAUCCAAAGGCUCGAAGGGGAGAGGUAAGAGCACCCAGCGCGAGCAGAGCGCCGUGUCCUACUAUGGUGCUGGGCCAAGCAGCGAGGGGGAUCGCCCUGUGGAUCCCUAUUUUAAUGGGGACGAAGCGGCCAAGCUCUGGGGACGAGACGCGGAUGGCGAAGGUGAUGAGUUUCCUGGCCCCAUUGGUUGGGAAUCCAUUGCAGGCUUGCCAGAGUCGACGAGUGAAGCGCCAGGCUCACGAGAGGAACUGCAAGUCUCACGCCGGGCAUCCUUUGAUGAGCUGAAAGCGUCCCGACAAGCUUCCUUCGACCACACGGGUUCGCGUUCUGUGAAGGGCUCUGCCAGCCCAGUGAGUGAGAAGGCUGAGAAGACGGGGCUCUUCGUGUGCUGGCUUUGCCGCAGGAAGUUCGACACGAGUGAGAAGUUCGAUUUGCACGUCUUGCACAGCAAGCUUCAUCAAGAGACCAUUCGACAACUGGCUGGACUCGCCUAA
Molecule: messenger RNA, 1432 nt
Organism: Durusdinium trenchii
Lineage: Eukaryota; Dinophyceae; Suessiales; Symbiodiniaceae
Source: the annotation of a GenBank genome assembly